Messenger RNA from Gossypium raimondii (Peruvian cotton), 2148 nucleotides. RefSeq lists its product as uncharacterized. NCBI's taxonomy places the organism in Eukaryota, Viridiplantae, Streptophyta, Magnoliopsida, Malvales, Malvaceae. The transcript is spliced from 4 exons. Bases 83 to 1750 code for a protein of 555 amino acids. The record is from RefSeq and is a predicted model, not a curated record.
AAAAAAAUAGUAAAGAACCCAACUUUCUUCAGCUGUUUUCUAUGUCCGUCACUCACCUUGUUCGGGCUCCACUGUCAAAUCCAUGGCGGGGACGGUCUCCCUCACACUCUCCUCCGUUCCCAAGUAUUCACUAAAGCCACUCUUAUUUUCCCGUCUUUCCACUCCAUUUCCUUCAAAACACACCAAGCGUAAAAACUAUUUGCGCCCCAAAAUCCUCAAAACCCUCACUAAACGUUUCCCUUCUUCCACUCCUAUCAAUCCCAUAACCCCCAUAGAAUCCCAACCUGAAACUAAACCUCUCGACGUCGUCGUUUUCGAGCCGCCUUCUGAUGAAACCGAUAAAGUUGAAGAAUUUCGGGUUUCAGAGACACCGGGUGUUCUUAAUGGAGAAAACAGUGGCGAUUUUGGUAAAUUUUCUCCUUAUUCAGUAAUGAAAUUUGGAUUUUAUUUUGUUGGGAUUUUUUUGUUUCAGACUUUAAUUGCUGUUUGGGUGAUGGGAAAUUGGGAUUCUGAGGGUAAAGAUAGGAACUUGAGGAAAAAUAGAAGUAAAAAUGGUGAAUUUCUUAAUAAUGGGAAAGUGGGAUUGAAUUCUAGAACUAUGGUUUAUUGUGAUGAAUCUGAAUUAGAAGAAAAAGUUGAAGAAAUUAGAGCUAUGGCUAGGGAAGCUCGAAAAAUUGAGAAAAAAGAACCGAAAAAUGGGGAUGAAGAAGAUGAAACUUUGAAUUCUAGGGCAAGAAUUGGGAUUGAAAAGGAAAUUGGGACUAGAUUGAGUAAGUUAGAGAAGAAACUGAACUCAAAGAAAGAUACAUUUCCGGGGUCUUAUUCAAGUUUCUUGGACGAGUUAAAUGAUGGUGAUGAUGAAAAAGAGGUGAACAAAAGGUUGUUUGUAAAGAAGAAGUUUAAAUUCCGAGGACCUGAAAAGAGUUUGAGAAGUGGCGUGAAGGGUUUUUCCGGUUUAAAAGACGGUUGCAAAUUGAGCAAUAAGAAUGGUGUAGCUGCUAAUGCUUCUAGGUUUGAGGAAGUGGAUGAUGGAACGGCAGUAGUGAGUCAAGACUUGGUUUCCUUGCCGAGUAAUAGAGAGAAGAUCGAGGAGGGGGAAUUAGGAUCUUUGCACGAUAAUACGAGUGCUGGUCCAGAGAGCAGUGAAGAAAGGUUGUCUAAUGAAGCUAUAAAAUCAAUGAACUCGAGAGAUUUGGAUACCCUGAAGUCGAAGAUUUCUACAAAUGAGAAUCCGAAAGCUAAAACCAAAUCCGAUAAGGUUGCUUUAUUGCGUACUUCAAAAAGAAUAGAUGUUAGCAACAAGCCACCGGUCGAUAAAGUCAUGGGCAACCAAUUGGGCAUCAAAACUGAUCCAUGGUGGCUGAAUCUUCCAUAUGUCCUUGUUAUUCUCAUGCAACGAGGUGAUGAUCUAGAAGGACUGGAAGGGCUUUUUACCAUACAAUUAUCAUCCGAGGGUCAGGAACAGAGCAAAACUUCUUGUGUUGUUGCAUUUGAGGACCGCAGCGAUGCCAGUAACUUCUGUUAUCUUCUUGACUGUUUUUUUGAAGAUCUAGGUGAUUUCAGUGCUGACGUCAUUCCUAUGUCCGUGAAAGAACUUAAUGAAGCCGUAAAAUCUCAUGCCAAGGAAGUAAUUGUUGUUCAGAAGGGGCAGCUUAAGCUUUAUGCAGGUCAACCAUUUGCUGAGGUUGAGAUGGCUUUGCAGUCUUUGAUUGAAAAUAACCAAAAUGCCUCCAUUGCAAACUCAGAAUAAGCUAUGGAAGGGAUUCAAUCACAGACUGUAAAAAAGUUGAAGAGGAUUACAUGCUUCCUGGAGUUGAAGAGUGAAGUUGAUGAACAUCUUAAUGAGUGCUCUCGGAUCAGAGUAAUCGAAUCACUCCGAUCGGAAUGUUGUGUCAAAAGUUUUGUUGCCCUUUUUUUUUUUUUUGAUUAAAUGUUAUUUUUUUUCAUGUUGGUGCCAUUGCAACUCGCGGUUGUUGGCCAUUGUAUCAAAUUGAAUUAUUAUAUUACUCCUGUUUUUCAUUUUCUUUAUGUAUUUGUAAAAGUACUACUUGGGGGUUAAAUUGCAGUUUGCUCUCUCAUUUUAAAAAUUGGGCAAACUAGUUUUUAUACAUAUAAAAAGCAAAUUGCUCUCUCAGUCCAUUAUCAACA